CAACGCUAGCCUAGACAGAGGAAGAACUGCCCGUUAAUGGCGGCAGGGGGCGCAGAGGAGCUCAAGAGGAGCUCUUGCGACUGGGACGGCGUAGUGGCGGAGAUAGUGAAGAUAGAGAAGAGACUGUUCCCGAAGCACGAAUCGCUCGCGAGGACCUUCGAUGAGGAGCUGAGGAAGAAGAACGCCGGGCUGCUCUACCUGAGAGUUAACGGAGAAGUCGCAGGCUACGUCAUGUUCUCUUGGCCCUCCUCCCUCUCCGCCUCAAUCACCAAGCUCGCAGUGAAGGAUAGCUAUCAGAGGCAAGGCCAUGGAGAAGCUCUGCUCCGGGCAGCAAUACAGAAAUGCAGGACGAGGAACGUCCACCGGGUGCAGCUCCAUGUCGAUCCAUCGCGGUCUCCUGCUCUGAGCCUCUACAAGAAACUCGGGUUCGAGGUCGACAGCUUGAUCGACGGCUACUAUUCUUCCGAUCGGGAUGCAUACCGAAUGUUCCUGGAUUUCGACGGAGAUGGUUGAUUGAAUCAUUGGAAGUUUUGCCUGCUACCAAUCUUGAAUAUGAUCAUCGGAGAAUUGACUAGGUGAUAACCGUGCAUUAUGCUAUACUUUGUUGAUUUUCUUUUCGAGCAUUUCGUUCUAUUCAGCGGCAUUUCGACGAUAAACAUUAGUUGAAGUUGUCGAAUUCGACUCCAAUGGCAUGGAAAUGGAAGGAAAGCUCUAUAUGGGGAUGAGGAUUUGAUACUUAAGUUGAGGUUUGUGUUAUUCAUUAAAAAAAAAAAACAGAGAGAGAGUUUAGGUUUGUGUUCAAUAGAGAAUUGGGGAAAUUCUCAAGCAGUAUUUAGGAAGGGCAUGUUUAAUUUUAGAAAAUUAUUAUUUAUUUUCCUUUUCUAUA
Messenger RNA from Punica granatum (pomegranate), 886 nucleotides. The record is from RefSeq and is a predicted model, not a curated record. Lineage: Eukaryota; Viridiplantae; Streptophyta; Magnoliopsida; Myrtales; Lythraceae.